Molecule: messenger RNA, 1916 nt
Organism: Acipenser ruthenus (sterlet)
Lineage: Eukaryota; Metazoa; Chordata; Actinopteri; Acipenseriformes; Acipenseridae
Gene: chpt1
Product: choline phosphotransferase 1
Exons: 8
Coding region: 229-1389 (386 amino acids)
Biological process (GO): phosphatidylethanolamine biosynthetic process
Cellular component (GO): endoplasmic reticulum membrane; Golgi apparatus
Molecular function (GO): diacylglycerol cholinephosphotransferase activity; ethanolaminephosphotransferase activity
Source: RefSeq, a predicted model, not a curated record
CGGCUGCGCUGCCUUCCGGGCUCUGAUUUCCUGCUCCAGCAGUACGAACACAUCGGGAUACAGAACAGUGGUAGCAACUUCUAGGGCUCUCUUGGAAAAUGAGUUUAUGUUCAUAAGGAUUAAAUGAUUGAAAACAUCGCUCGUGGAAGCCGAAACAUUGGACUGUCUACAAAAUCGCUGUGUUUUUAAAGGGGUACCCUUGUGAAAUCCUACAAAAAAAAAAUAACAAUGGCACAGUGUGUAUGGCCGGAGCCCCUGACAGCUCCACAGCUGAAGCGACUGGAGGAACAUAAAUACAGCUCUUCGGGUCGAUCCAUGUUCGAGCCGCCGCUGCAGAUCUACUGGAAUUGGCUGGUUGAACAGAUACCAACCUGGGUAGCUCCCAAUACCCUCACUAUAAUUGGACUUCUUAUUAAUGUCGCCACUACACUUAUCCUAAUGUGCUACUGUCCCUCUGCCAGAGAGGAGGCGCCAGGAUGGGCAUUCCUGUUAAGUGCAUUCGGUCUUUUCAUCUACCAGUCCUUGGACGCCAUCGACGGAAAGCAGGCUCGAAGAACAAACAGCAGCUCUCCACUUGGGGAACUGUUUGAUCACGGCUGUGACGCUGUCUCAACAGUUUUUGUUGCUAUAGGAACGUGUAUAGCUGUGCGCAUGGGAACCGAUUCUAACUGGAUGUUCUUCUGUGGUUUUAUUGGCAUGUUCAUGUUUUACUGCGCGCACUGGCAGACGUAUGUUUCUGGAACACUGAGGUUUGGAUUAAUUGAUGUGACAGAAGUCCAGGUCUCCAUUACAAUCAUGUAUCUGAUGACAGCCUUUGGAGGAACUGGCUUGUGGGAUUACAGGCUUCCAGUACUAGGAUGGAAACUCCAAACCUUUCCACUACUUGGCAUAAUAGGUGGAGCGCUGUUUUCCUGUUCUAAUUACUUCCAAGUCAUUUUAAGUGGAGGUGUGGGAAAGAAUGGGUCCACAGUAGCAGACACCAGUGUGCUUUCCCCAGGCACUCACAUAGGUCUUAUCUUAACAAUGGCUGUCAUGAUCUUCAAGAAAUCUUCCAGCCAGCUUUUUGAAAACCACUCCUGCCUGUACAUCUUAACAUUUGGAUGUGUAUUUGCCAAGAUUGCCAAUAAACUUGUUGUGGCACAUAUGGCAAAAAGUGAGCUCCAUCUACAGGAUACAGCAUUCAUUGGACCAGGGCUGCUGUUUUUGAACCAGUACUUCAAUAGUUUUAUUGAUGAAUACUUUGUUCUUUGGAUAGCGAUGCUCAUCUCUCUGGUUGAUCUGGUGAGAUACUGCAGUGGCGUAUGCAUACAAAUUGCAUCGCAUCUUCAGAUUCAAGUCUUCAGAAUCACGCCUCAAGUUUCUGAGCAGGUUCAAAACCACCAUGACUGACUAAUAGCCCAAGAGGAGGAGGAGAUUAUUUCACAGGGACACCUUUUAAAUACAGCAGGCCCAGAUGCAGUCCAAGAAGAUCUCCAAAAUGAAAAACUAAUACAUUUUGACACUGUAAUCCAAUAUUAAAUAAAUACAAUAAUAAUUUAAAAGACUUCUAUUUUCACUGGACUGCCAAAAAAAAAAAAAAAAAAAAAUUCCACGAGAUGGUUUUCAAUCAUAUCUGAAAGGUACCUUUCUGACAAAUAUUUUAUAAUUUGUUUAUGUAUGUUUAAUACUGGCUCUAUAUUUAUAUCAAUUGCAGUCUGCAUUCAAAAACUGAUUUUAAGAAACAUUCUUAUUAAUUUGCCAUCCAUUACAUUUAAAUCAGGCCAAAAUAACAAAGAAAUAGAAUGGUAUAAAAUCAUAUUCUUUAAAGAUUGAUUUAAACCAAUGAGAACCAUUUUGAUUGAGAUUCACACAAUAAGCAAUAUGCAUCUUCAAGGACUGCAAGUACUUUUUUUUUUUUUUUUUUUUUUUUUUUUUUU